GCCCGGCCGCGGGGGCAUGCCGACGCAGCGGGACGGCAGCGGCGCAAUGUCCUACGCGGGGCCCGCCGGCGGCGGCGGCCUCGGCGGCGACAGCGCCCACCAGGUCCGCGUGAAAGCCUACUACAAGGGGGACAUCAUGAUAACGUAUUUUGAGCCUUCCAUCUCAUUUGAGGGACUGUGCAACGAAGUUCGAGACAUGUGCUCCUUUGACAACGAACAGCUUUUCACCAUGAAAUGGAUUGAUGAGGAAGGAGAUCCAUGUACAGUUUCCUCUCAGCUGGAGCUAGAAGAAGCCUUUAGGUUAUAUGAACUAAACAAGGAUUCAGAGCUGCUAAUUCAUGUAUUUCCUUGUGUACCAGAACGGCCUGGCAUGCCUUGUCCAGGAGAAGAUAAAUCCAUUUAUCGCCGAGGCGCCCGCCGGUGGCGAAAGCUGUAUUGUGCAAAUGGUCACACUUUCCAGGCCAAACGGUUUAACAGGCGAGCUCACUGUGCUAUCUGCACUGACCGAAUAUGGGGCCUGGGUCGCCAGGGAUAUAAAUGCAUCAAUUGUAAACUCCUUGUUCACAAGAAGUGUCACAAGCUUGUCAGUAUUGAAUGUGGCCGCCAUACACUACAACCAGAACCAGUAAUGCCUAUGGAUCCAUCAUCAGUGCAUCCAGAUAAUGUAGAAUCAGUGAUCCCAUAUAAUCCUUCAAGUCAUGAGAGCUUGGACCAUGUUGGUGAAGAAAAAGAGGCAAUGAGCAUUAGAGAAAGUGGCAAAGCUUCUUCCAGUCUGGGUCUUCAGGAUUUCGAUUUGCUUCGAGUUAUAGGAAGAGGCAGUUAUGCUAAAGUACUGCUUGUUCGAUUGAAGAAAACUGAACGCAUUUAUGCAAUGAAAGUGGUGAAAAAAGAACUUGUCAAUGAUGAUGAGGAUAUCGAUUGGGUUCAGACAGAGAAACAUGUCUUUGAACAGGCUUCAAAUCAUCCUUUUCUUGUUGGACUACACUCUUGCUUCCAGACAGAAAGCAGGCUGUUCUUUGUUAUAGAGUAUGUAAAUGGAGGAGAUCUAAUGUUUCAUAUGCAGAGGCAGAGAAAACUGCCAGAGGAGCAUGCCAGGUUUUAUUCUGCUGAAAUCAGUCUAGCAUUGAACUAUUUACAUGAACGAGGGAUAAUCUACAGAGAUUUAAAACUGGAUAAUGUGCUACUAGAUUCUGAGGGGCAUAUUAAACUCACAGAUUAUGGCAUGUGCAAGGAAGGGCUGAGGCCUGGAGACACAACCAGCACAUUCUGUGGGACUCCAAACUACAUUGCUCCUGAAAUUCUCCGGGGAGAGGAUUAUGGGUUCAGUGUAGACUGGUGGGCGCUAGGUGUACUUAUGUUUGAAAUGAUGGCAGGCAGGUCACCGUUUGAUAUCGUUGGAAGUUCUGACAAUCCUGAUCAGAACACAGAAGACUAUCUUUUUCAAGUAAUUUUGGAAAAACAGAUCCGAAUUCCGCGAUCCCUUUCUGUGAAAGCAGCAGGUGUUCUAAAGAGUUUCCUUAAUAAGGAUCCAAAGGAACGUUUAGGCUGCCAUCCUCAGACAGGAUUUGCAGAUAUUCAGGGACAUCCGUUUUUUCGCAACGUUGAUUGGGAUUUGAUGGAGCAAAAGCAAGUUGUUCCUCCGUUUAAACCAAAUAUAUCUGGAGAAUUUGGUCUGGAUAACUUUGAUUCCCAAUUCACCAAUGAACCUGUGCAACUCACUCCAGAUGAUGAUGAUAUUGUGAAGAAGAUUGACCAGUCUGAAUUUGAAGGCUUUGAAUAUAUAAAUCCUCUGUUGAUGUCAGCUGAGGAAUGUGUCUGAAUUCUCCCUUUCUGGACUGUGCCAAUUGUUACUGUUUGUUUCUGCAUUGGUAAACAUCUCUUCAUUUGAUGCAUAUGCAUAAAAUGAAUAACUAAAUAUUUUAUUCUUGCCACCUAAUGUGGAUUACUCACUAUUUUCUUUUUGUAUUAAUUGUCAUCCUGAACAGUUGUUAUGUUGAACCUUGGGCUGCUAGAAAAUGAAAAAUGUAAGUUUUCGAACAGUCUUGCCAAAUUUGAAUUUUAAUAUAGAAGUUGGUCUGUGGGAUUUCUGACUGAACAAGGGGAUCUGGCUGUAUAAUUUGUCAAUACAGCAUUCUGUUAAAGGAAAAUAUUGUUACUGCUUUAAGAACACAAAUUGCAUUAGGGAACAUAAUAAAUAUCCUUAAAGGGCUUCCAUUUUUGCAGCAAGACAAGUAAGACCUCAUGACUUCUGUAGUGUUAAAUCUCUCCUCUCUGAACAUCUGAUUUCUGUGUUCUCCUUAGACUUAGAAGUGAUAGCUAAAUUAUUGCCCUUUAGAUUUAAAUGACAGUAAGGAGAACAUCUUUUUAAACUCCAUUGGUCAAGAAUGACUGUUUUCAUAGUGUAUAUUGAUUCUAUCUGAAAAGGAGAUUAUUAACUCAAUGUUAGAAUGGACGGGUUUUGCUACUAAAUUACACACUCUGAAUUGUAUAUGGCUUUUGACAUAUGAACAGUGAGUGCCUUUCUGAGCCUCUCCCUUUCAGUGAGGGUUGUACAUGAUAUAAAGUGUCAGUUUAAAUAAAUGGAAUUCAACUUUUAAAAAUGAAAAUCUGUAGAGUGUAAUUUAGCAGAAAUUGGCAGCUAAUAUUGAAGAAUGUAGGACCUCAUGCUAUUAUUUAUUGCUUUUACAUUCUCUGUCUUACCUGUAUGGGUAUGGUACAGCUAUGGUCUAGAUAAGGGCACUGUUUCCUAUUGUUAUCUUAUUGCCAUACUGCUGGAAAUGCAUUCCACUUUGCCAGUGGGAAAAGCACAUCUGGAAAAAAAUAGGUGCUGUUCACAAUGACUCCUUUAACUUCUCCCUUUAUACUUAAUAAUUUGUAAUCACAAUCAAAUCUUAAAUGUUGGUAGUAGACUCAAAUUUAGUAAUAAAGCACUUGGAAUAAAUAGAACAAUUCAAAAUAGGAGAUAUGCAUGGAGUGAUUCUUACAUUUCACGAUAGUAAACGGUGUAAUAUACAGCACAGCUAAUUCUUAAUGUUUGAGGAAUAUUUUUGAAUGUCUUAGACUGGAGAAAGGCCACAUAUACCACUUUUGCGGGAGGAGAGAGGGAUUUAAAAGAAAUUGAAGAAAAGUUGUAUUACAUAAGGAAAAAUUAUAAGGUAAGAUAUAUGUUAGUGAAAGUGGAUUUAAUUAUAUGUAAACACAAGUUAGUAAACUUUAGAUAAAGUUUUUAAUAAGAUUCAUGCUUGGUCAAUGUCUUUUCUUGAAAAUAAUUCAGUGGUGCAACUAAACUUAUAGCAUGUAUCUUCCAUUGUAGUUUUUUUUUAAUUACAUGUUAGUUUCAAGACAGCACAUGAAUACACAGUAGUGACAUAGCAUGGUCCUUAAUUCAUACUAAUUCACACUUCCCAUACACAACUCAAAUUAUGUAAAAUACUGGAGUAAAACUUAGCUUUUAAAGAGUAGCUGAUAACUUUAAUACUUUUAGUUCCAGUGAAAUGAACUACUCGCAUGCGGUUCUUAAAUUGUGGUUAAUGCUAAAGUGCUUAGCCUUUGACUUCUACGCCCAGAUGGACUAGUUUAGGCAUCAGGAUUUAACUGAUAUUAAACUCUGAAGUUACUUUAAAAAAAUCCCUCCCUACAGUGGCUUAAUUUCAUAUGGAGUACUAAGUAAAAUGGCUUUAUAGACAGAAGUGCAUUUCUGCUGUUCAUCACAAAAGUGUAAUACACUGUCUUUUGUGCUUAAAGCACAAAUUAAUUUUUUACAGAUGAUGUUACAGAAAACAUACUUUUUCUAUUUAUGUUUCUAACUAUUAAGGAUGUCACUGAGUUAACAGUGAUAGGCAUGUUAAAUGACUGUAAAUCAAUUUUAAAACUUUUUUCAUUUUCUCUAAAGUGCCAUGGUAUUAACAGAUGUAUUUCACUGUUGAACGUAUAGCAACUAUCAUAAAUAUUCAGAAGGGAAACUGUGUGUAAACCAUCAAGUGCAGUAGAUUUUGUCUUUGCAGAAAGUAUCUGCAUCAGAAGCCUGAUGUGUUUAUGUGGAGUAACCUCCUUUUUGUAUGAACUUGGUUAUUAUGGGUGCUCUGCUAGUUAAUAUUGUUGCUACUAUUUUCCUGUUUCACAUGGAACGUGGUCUUAAACAUUGUUGUGUAAUCAUUCUCUUUAUUUGUGCACUUUUUACUUUAAAUAAAACAUUUAUAUUAGG
Rhea pennata is the source of this 4204-nucleotide messenger RNA. It is a transcript of the gene PRKCI, whose product is annotated as protein kinase C iota. The record is from RefSeq and is a predicted model, not a curated record. Gene Ontology annotation, molecular function: protein binding; ATP binding; diacylglycerol-dependent serine/threonine kinase activity. The transcript is spliced from 18 exons. Lineage: Eukaryota; Metazoa; Chordata; Aves; Rheiformes; Rheidae. Bases 17 to 1819 code for a protein of 600 amino acids. Gene Ontology annotation, biological process: protein phosphorylation. Gene Ontology annotation, cellular component: nucleus; cytoplasm.